UUCCGCCUGCAGCGUGUUUUAGUCUGCUGUGUGGGGUUGGAUUUCAUUUUUUUAUGUGUAUAUAUAUAUAUCUAUACCUAGCUAGCUAGCUCUCCCACCUAUAGGAACCUUCCUCCGCGAGGCGGCUCGCGCCGAGCACGAUACAGCCCCGCAGGCUGCUAUGGAUUUUAACGGCAGCUCCGGCGGGGGCAGCGAUCACAGACAGCUCGAGGAGAGCAAGCCGCUGCUGGGGGAAAUGUCCGCGACGGAGGGGAAUAAAAUGGGUGCUGCUCCGUGCCGGCGGGCGCUGCUCCACUGCAACGGCAUGAGGUACAAGCUGCUGCAGGAGGGGGACAUCCAGGUGUGCGUCAUCCGGCACCCCCGGACAUUUCUCAGCAAGAUCCUCACCUCCAAGUUCCUGCGGCGGUGGGAGCCGCACCACUUGACCCUGGCGGACAACAGCGUCGCCUCGGCCACGCCAACGGGGUACAUGGAAAACUCCAUCUCCUACAGUGCUAUUGAAGAUGUUCAACUGCUCUCCUGGGAGAACGCCCCUAAGUACUGUUUACAGCUCACGAUCCCGGGGGGUACUGUCUUACUACAGGCUGCAAACAGUUACCUGAGGGAUCAGUGGUUCCAUUCUUUGCAGUGGAAGAAAAAGAUUUACAAAUACAAGAAGGUGCUCAGUAAUCCCAGCCGCUGGGAGGUGGUGUUGAAGGAGAUCAGGACGCUGGUGGACAUGGCGCUGACCUCUCCGCUUCAGGACGAUUCUAUUCACCAAGCACCCCUGGAGAUCGUCUCCAAGCUGCUCUCAGAGAACAACAAUUUAACCACUCAAGACCAUGAGAGCAUUAUUGUGGCAAUUGCACCUUUGUUGGAAAACAACCAUCCUCCUCCUGACCUCUGUGAAUUCUUCUGCAAGCACUGCCGAGAGCGUCCUCGGUCGAUGGUUGUCAUAGAAGUGUUCACCCCGGUGGUACAGAGAAUUCUCAAACACAACAUGGAUUUUGGGAAAUGCCCUCGGUUGCGUCUGUUUACUCAGGAGUAUAUUCUGGCUUUGAACGAGCUGAAUGCUGGAAUGGAGGUGGUGAAGAAGUUUAUUCAUAGCAUGCAUGGUCCAACUGGACAGUGCCCCCAUCCCAGGGUCCUGCCAAAUCUUGUAGCUGUCUGCUUAGCAGCCAUUUAUUCGUGUUACGAGGAAUUUAUCAACAGUCGAGACAAUUCGCCGAGCUUGAAGGAAAUUCGGAAUGGCUGCCAGCAGCAAUGUGACCGAAAGCCUAAUCUUCCCCUCCGCCUUCUUCACACGAGUCCUGACCUGGUCUCUCAAGAGGCCACCUUAACUGAAUCCCGGCUCAAGCCAGUCAUUGUCACCUCGAAUGAGAUCCACGUGGAAGUAGAGCGCAACAACACAGCGAAUCAGAAGAUGACAGCUAAUGUUGGCAAUGACAGCGAGCCCAACCUGAUUGACUGCUUGAUGGUCAGCCCUACCUGCAGCACCAUGAGCAUUGAGCUGAGUACCCAAGCAGACAGGAUCCUUGGCUGUUAUGUUGAAAUACUCAAGAUGCUGUCAGACUACGAUGACUGGAGACCAGCCCUGGCCAGCUUGCUUCAGCCUAUCCCGUUCCCCAAAGAGGCGCUUGCGCAUGAGAAAUUCACAAAGGAGCUGAAAUAUGUGAUCCAGAGAUUUGCAGAAGACCCUAGGCAAGAAGUGCACUCGUGUCUGCUGAGCGUGCGGGCUGGCAAGGACGGCUGGUUCCAGCUGUACAGCCCCGGCGGCGUGGCGUGCGACGACGACGGGGAGCUCUUCGCCAGCAUGGUUCAUAUUUUGAUGGGAUCCUGCUAUAAAACAAAGAAGUUCCUGCUUUCCCUGGCUGAAAAUAAGCUAGGACCCUGCAUGCUGCUGGCUCUGAGGGGGAACCAGACGAUGGUAGAGAUUCUAUGUUUGAUGCUGGAAUACAACAUCAUCGAUAAUAACGACACCCAGCUGCAGAUCAUCUCAACCCUGGAGAGCACGGACGUGGGGAAGCGAAUGUAUGAGCAGCUGUGCGACAGGCAGAGGGAGCUGAAGGAGCUGCAACGGAAAGGCGGUCCCACAAGGCUAACACUGCCAUCCAAGUCAACAGAUGCAGACCUGGCCCGCUUGCUGAGCUCUGGAUCUUUUGGGAAUUUAGAAAAUCUCAGCCUGGCCUUUACCAACGUAACCAGUGCUUGUGCUGAGCACCUCAUUAAACUGCCUUCGCUCAAGCAGCUGAACCUGUGGUCAACUCAGUUCGGGGACGCCGGGUUGCGGCUCCUCUCCGAACACCUCACGAUGCUGCAAGUGCUCAACCUGUGCGAGACUCCUGUCACCGAUGCUGGCCUGCUGGCACUUAGUUCCAUGAAGAGCCUGUGUAGUUUAAAUAUGAACAGCACUAAACUUUCAGCGGACACCUACGAAGAUCUCAAGGCUAAACUCCCCAAUCUGAAAGAAGUGGAUGUUCGCUACACUGAGGCUUGGUGAACUCUCUCUGUUUCUCUCUUUUGCUUCUGGACAAGAAGAGAAAGAUUUUUAAAACAAACCAGAAAAAAAAAAAAGAAAAAGGAAAAAAAAAACCCCUUUGGCUAAUACCUGUAGAGCAGUGAGUCCAGGGACUUGGUGAUAGGAGUCGUGGUUGUGGGUUGGGGGAGUCACGUCGUGUGUGUGUCGGGGUGGGGGGCACCGAGCGGGCCUGGACCUUGCCCGAUUCUUGCAGCUUUGUAAUUUCAGAAUGAACAUAACUUAAAUUGAAAAAAAAAAAAAGACUUUGUAGCAGCAGCAAGAGGAUUAUAAAGAGGAAAACCACCACCAUUUGUGGAUUUUAUUUGCCUUUGUGUUUUAUGCCGUGUGGAGAAAAAAAGUAUAUUCAUUCGUCAUUAUUUACCUGGGUUUCCGUGGCUGGGGACCCAUCCAGUCAGAACUCCUCUUUGACCAGCUUUGCUCCAGAAAAGCAAACGUAAGAAAUAUCAAGAGAAAAAAAGAAUAAGAAAUGAUUUUCACCUCCCCGCCAUGUCCUUGCAGUUGUUAUACAAAGUAAUUUUGUUGUACAUAAGAUUUACAUAAUGCACCUAUUUAAGAUGAUGGUUCACAAAUAACAGGUCUGGGACCUGUCUUUUAUUUAUGAAUUGUUAAUUCUUUUACCCUUUUUGCGUAUAGUACUGUAUAAACUAGUUUGCUGUCUUGUUGUUAUUAUUAUUUUUUUUAAAAGGAAAUGUCCUUGAAGAAUUGCCUUUUAGUAAUGCAUACUGUAUUAUAAUCCCUCUCUGUCACAACGUUCAUCGCGUUGUGUUUUUAAUUUCAAAAUGCCUCAAACAUUAUCAAAUAGGAAGGAAAAUGUCUAUCAGGGGUAUGGUUACUGGGGAAGGGUGCAGGGAUUGAUAUAAGUCAAAUUUCCUUCCAAAGUCUGAAAACUUUCUUUAGUCUUUUAAACCAUGUUAGCUUUAAACAUGGGGAUAGGGAAAAUGCAUUGUUUAUUUUGCCAAUGGGAUAUUCACAAAACUCUUCAGAUUUUACAAGUCACUUCUGGUGUUUUCUGUUUACGUCCAAUAUUUCAAAAAGAGGAAAGAAAGCUCUCCUUCCAGUUUGUGCAUAAGCCUUUUCUUUUCCUUUUUUUUCUGCCCUCUUCUCCUCCCUGCCCUCCCUCUCCCCUACCUGUCCCUGUGCACACAUUGUUCUGCAUGUUCCUCUGGGGAGGCCGGAAAAAUCACAUUGUGGCUGAUCUGAUCGCUCUGACCUGUUUGUAAAUGUGACUGCUGCAUUCUCCAGAUUUUCUUCCACAACUGCUUAGA
Messenger RNA from Nothoprocta perdicaria, 3783 nucleotides. It is a transcript of the gene CMIP, whose product is annotated as c-Maf inducing protein. Bases 161 to 2479 code for a protein of 772 amino acids. The record is from RefSeq and is a predicted model, not a curated record. The transcript is spliced from 21 exons. Lineage: Eukaryota; Metazoa; Chordata; Aves; Tinamiformes; Tinamidae. Gene Ontology annotation, cellular component: cytosol; nucleoplasm.